Molecule: messenger RNA, 2853 nt
Organism: Xiphophorus maculatus (southern platyfish)
Lineage: Eukaryota; Metazoa; Chordata; Actinopteri; Cyprinodontiformes; Poeciliidae
Product: interferon-induced GTP-binding protein Mx-like
Exons: 12
Coding region: 101-1966 (621 amino acids)
Biological process (GO): defense response to virus
Cellular component (GO): microtubule; nucleus; cytoplasm
Molecular function (GO): GTP binding; microtubule binding; GTPase activity
Source: RefSeq, a predicted model, not a curated record
UUAUAGCUUCUGUUUCUGUCCUGUUAUACGGGCAGUGAGGUUUUUUACCUGCCGACGAGCAACACUGUCCCCAGCGCGACCCUCUCUACAUUUUAAGAAGAUGAAUUCUCUGAACCAGCAGUACGAGGAGAAGGUGCGUCCCUGCAUCGACCUGAUCGACUCCCUCCGCUCUCUGGGAGUGGAGAAGGACCUGGCGCUGCCUGCCAUAGCCGUGAUAGGGGACCAGAGCUCCGGGAAGAGUUCGGUGCUGGAGGCGCUGUCCGGGGUGGCUCUGCCAAGAGGAAGCGGCAUUGUUACAAGAUGUCCUCUGGAGCUGAAGAUGAAGAAAAGGAACGAAGGUCAGGAUUGGUAUGGAAAGAUCAGUUACCAAGAACAUGAGGAGGAGAUAAAAGGUCCUGCAACUGUGGAGAAAAUAAUUACAAGAGCACAAAAUAAAAUAGCUGGAAAGGGCAGUGGGAUCAGCGAUGAACUCAUUACUCUGGAAAUCGCCUCCCCGAAUGUCCCAGACCUGACUCUCAUCGAUCUUCCUGGCAUUGCCAGGGUGGCGGUGGCGGGACAGCACGAGAGAAUUGGUGAUCAGAUAAAGAGACUCAUCGAGAAGUACAUCAAAAAACAGGAAACCAUCAGUCUGGUGGUGGUUCCAUCCAAUGUGGACAUAGCGACCACAGAGGCUUUGCACAUGGCUAAACAGGUUGAUCCCUUUGGAGAGAGGACUCUGGGUAUACUGACUAAGCCUGACUUGGUGGACAAAGGCACAGAGGAGACAGUGGUGAAAACAGUCCGCAAUGAAGUCAUCCCUCUGAAGAAGGGCUACAUGAUUGUCAAAUGCAGAGGCCAGAAGGAGAUUUCAGAGAAUCUGUCUCUUGCUGAAGCAAUCGAGAGAGAGAACGCCUUCUUUCAUGAUCAUUCGUAUUUCCAGACUCUGUUAUAUGAUGGUCUGGCCACCGUCCCUAAACUAGCAGAAAAACUCACACUGGAGCUUGUGAAUCACAUCCAGAGAUCUCUGCCUGAACUGGAAAAGCAGAUGGAGACUAAACUGAAAGAGACUCAGGCAAAGUUGGACAAAUUGGGCUGUGGACCGCCGACUGAUUGCACUGAGAGACUUGGUUUCCUUAUCGAUAGGGUGACGGCAUUCACACAGGAUGCCAUUUACCUCAGCAAAGGGGAGGACAUAAAAUGUGGAUACAAGUCCAAGAUCUUCUCCAUACUCAGACAACAGUUUGCUGUUUGGAAAACAAUUAUCGAUAACUCCGGAACAACAUUCAACUGGAAUAUUCAGAAAGAGGUGGCUCAGUAUGAACGCAAGUACCGCGGGAAAGAGCUCCCAGGCUUCAUCAACUACAAGACGUUCGAAGCCAUGGUGAAGGAGCAGAUCAAGGAGCUGGAGGAGCCUGCGAUCAUAAAACUCAAGGAGGUGACAGAACUUGUGAAGAAAGAGCUGUUUGGAUUGGCCCAGAGGAGCUUGGUUGGCCUGCCUAACCUUAUCAGAACUGCUAAGAUGAAGAUCGAAGCCAUCGGUAACGACAAGGAAGCCUUGGCGGAGUCCAUGCUGCGGACCCAGUUUAAGAUGGAGCUGAUUGUCUACACCCAGGACUGCAGAUACAGCAAGAAGUUGGGGAAGAGGAAGAGAGAAGAAAUCCCCAACAACAACGAAACUGGAGCCAACCUGAAGGAGAUGAUGAGACACCUGAAAUCCUACUACCAAAUUGCUGGUCAGCGUCUGGCCGACCAGAUCCCCCUGGUGAUCCAGUACCAGGCGCUGCAGGAGUCUGCCGUUCAGCUGCAGAGAGACAUGCUGCAGAUGCUUCAAGACAAGGAGAAAAUGGAGCUGCUGCUCCAGGAGGACGGAGGCGUGAAAAACCACAGAGUCCUCCUGCACAACUCCAUCAAGCGUCUCUCCAAGGCACGCAUCGUGCUAAGUGAAUUCAGCAUGAACACAUUCGACUUCAGCACAACAGAAGCUUAGUGUGUUGCGUGAAAUCAAAAACGUUACUUUUUGAACAGCUAUAAGGGACGUUUUGCACAGUGGUAAUACAUUCUCAGCUUUACUUUUGCAAGGUUUUUUGUGUGGUUUAUUUUAUGUAAGUAGAACUUAUAGAAAUGUCCAAGCUUUCAAAACGAAAGGUUUUUGUCAUUUAAAAUCUUUGCUAUGGAUCUAAAUAUUCUGCUUUUAUUGUUUAGCAGAAGGAAGCUGCUUUAUUUUGAAAUGUACAGGGUUCCUGCUCUGCUAGCUUCUAUCAAAUAGUAGCUUUUUGUGGAAAAAAACAAAUGUGUAGAUAUUGUCAAUGCAUUUUUCUUUGUUUUUAUCUCACAUUUGGAGACUUAAAAUCACAUUUUGUUCCAAUGUACUGAAGAAACAAUAAACAAAAUGGACAACAAAAACCUUUACCAUUGAUCUAUUUCUAUAUCAGAUCAAUAUGCAUGUUUUCAUGGAGAAUAUCCAAUGAGCACUGAAAAGUUUGUUCAUGUUCACUCUUUCUAGCAGACAUGCAUAAAUUGUGUUUGAGCAAAGAUCCAUCAUAAAAAGUGAGUAGUUUAUUCACAGAAAUCCUGCCUAAUGAUCACUGUAAAAUGUUUUUCAGCUGCUGCUGUUACUGUUUUUAAUGUUGAACAGCCUAACCUUAUCAGAACAUUAUGGAUUUUGAGGUCAGUUUUCUCUCUCUCUCUCUCUCUCUCUCUCUUUUUUUUCUUUUUUUUGCAUUUGACCAACUGUAAAAGAUGAAAAAUGUUGACUUCAAUUAAAAAUUGGAACACAAAAUGACUCUGUACCCAACUAUGCACCGUUGGCUAGGAAUAGUUUUUGUUGUUUGCUGUUUUUGUGUGACACCAGACAAUAAACCGAAAAAAACUGUA